CACUCGAUUGCACUAUUCUUUCAUUUCGCUUCACUUUAAUACUACUACUACUACUACUACUACUAUCUUUGUUGAACGAACGAGUGUGGAGUUUCCAUUUCUUCUUCCAACGACGUCGUUUAGCUGUCGUGUAUUAGGGUUAGGGUUAGUCGAUUUGGGGGUUAUUGAGUGAAACCCUAGGUGUUAUGAAGCAGUAUCGUGUAGCUGUAUCGUUGGGGUUGAGUUGAUCCGACGGUCGAGAUCUCGUCAACGGAUGGAGGGAGGUAGCGUCUCUACUACUACACUUACUUCUUCUGGGAUAUACAGAUGGAUUACAAUGACAAUGAUUAUCAAAGUCAUUUAAGUGGUGAAGACAGCUCCAAAGUUUCCUCUGUUUUGCAUCCCUAUGCUCUUCCCAAGUUCGAUUUUGACGAUAGUCUUCAGGGGCAUUUAAGAUUUGACAGCUUAGUUGAGAACGAGGUUUUCCUUGGUAUCCCCACUCAGGAAGACAAUCAUUGGAUAGAGGAUUUUUCUCGGGGAAGUAGUGGAAUAGAGUUCAGUUCAAGUGCUACAGAUUCUUGCUCCAUACCAAGACGUAAUAAUGUCUGGUCUGAGGCAACAUCAACAGAAUCUGUUGAAAUGUUAUUGAAAUCAGUUGGUCAGGAAGAAAUGGUUCGAGGGGACACUAUUAUGGAGGAGUCAGAUGCUGGUAAUGAAUUGGGUUGCUUAAUCCAGCCAGCAGCAUCUAGUUUGAAGUUGGAUGAUAAAAGAGAUGAUGUUAAAGGCUCCAGCUCAGCAGCUCCUGCGGACGAGUCAGUUGAGUUUACUGGUUCAUUUUCUAGGUGUGAGAGAACAAAGAUAGAAGAUGUUCAUAUUGUAUGUGCUCCAGAAAGGCAGGGGAUGGGACCUAUUGCUGAUGGAUGUUCUGACAUUGCUGGUGAGAGAUGUUCUGAAGUUAAUACUGAGGAGAAGUUACAGACUGAAAUAAAAAGUGUUGAUGAGAAUCUAGGGGAAGCUAAAACAUUACAAAGUGAAUCUCUACCUGAUAACUCUAAUAGGCAACCAUCCGUUCCUGUAAUUCAAAGUGCAAUUAACGAGUGUCUUACAGAUUCUCUUCCUGCGAGUACAGAGAUUUUGGCUAGUCAGCAUAAUUCAACCAACUGUCAUAGUGGGAAUACAAGUGGUCUACCAAGUGAACACCACAAACCAGAGGAGAAACAAAUAUCUGUGAGCAAAGAGUCGAGUAUGGGUGAUGAGAAGUCCCGUGGAUGUGCUGUUGAAAGUGAAACCUGUACCUCUAAUGCCAGUCCUCCCUCUCUUGCUUCUUUAAAACUUGAAGUAGUCAAAGAGAUUCCAACUGAAACCAGAAUGAUUAAAUCAGAGGAACCUUGUGUGCAGGAUAGUGAAUGCGGUCUUAGUACUGAGGGAUGCAAAGAAGAUAUUUCUUCUGUAGGAUCAGCUGAGAGGGUUUUCUCCAAAGACUUGAAAGAUAAUCUACAGGUUGUAGGUAAUAGCAUACUAUGUGAGGUUAAGGAGGCAUCUGUAAGUUCGAUUUGUUUAGAUACGAGAGACACCGAUAACCAAGAAGGCAGCUCCAAGGGUCGGAUAGAGAAGGUAUCUUCUAUGCAGAUGUCAGAUGGACUGACUGCUUCCCCUGAGAAAGAGGUGAAUAAUCUGGACGGUCAUUCCCCACUUAAUCUUGUCACUUCGGAGGCAUGUGCAGUAUCAGAGAUCUCUGAGCCGUCAAAAGAGAAUAAUGGUAAUGGUAUUCAUUCUUUAGAAGGUUCAAGUAAUAUACAAGAGGCAUCUGUUUCUACUGAACUUGUGGAGACGCCAGUACCUGAGAAUUUAGAAACUGGAAAUGAUGCUGAUAGGGUUUCCCAAGGAUAUGCAUGUGCUGGAGACCAUGUCCCCUUGCCUGUGCCUGCUGGAUCCAUGGACAUAUGUGGAGAAAGCUUCUCCCGUGUGGUUGAUGUUGAUACUACUAAUGCAGAUGUCUCUGGUGAUAAGGAACAGGAGAAAGUGCUGCCUGUGGAAAAUGAGAUGGAGAGAUCAUGUGUGCGUGACCAUGGGGUUAGAUCCUCCUCUAUGGAGGGAGAAUCUGAACAAAUCUCUGACCAAGGUCAUAGAUCAAAAUUUGAAUCUUCCACAUUGAAUAAUCAAGCAUUAGAUGUUGGGUUUGACGAUAGGAACUUAAUCUUAGGUGGUGACUCAGUGAGUGUUCCGUUGCUUUCUGGUAGUGAUGCAAUUGCAACUGAAAUAGUUGAUCAUGAUGAAAAGUUGAAGCCAGUGUCGGUUAUGGGAGGUUCUGGUCAUUUUGCAGGAAAGGGAGAAAUGCAAGUUGUUCUCAGUGCGGAAGCAGAAGUGUCAACAGUUAAGGAGUCUUCUGAGGGGGCAGGCCAGGUACGUCCCCUGUCCAACGAUGGAAAAGAUGCUGGUGACUGUUGUAUGGAAAUAAAACCUAUGGUUGUUGAGCCGAAUGUUCUUGCUCAGGAUAAUCCUGACACGGCAAGCCAUGUUGAGCAAGCGGCAAUUGCUGAAGCAAAUAUUGAGUGCUGCAAGCAUGUGGAAGAAUGUGCAACCAAUAGUGGUUCAAUCAUCAAAGAGGAUGCUGUUUUUGGAGCUGGAGCUGAGGCUGCGCCUCUUGAAAAGAAUAAGGAGAUGAAAAGAGAAACAGUGAAAUUGGUAGAAGUUGGAGUUGAGGGAAGUUCGGACGUUAUUGGUGGACGUAAAGAAGAUUCUGUUGCUGUCCAAAGUUGUACUGCGCUUUCACUAAGUGAAAAGAAAACGACCAAGAGCCGAAGAAGGGCUGUAGUUAAGAAUGUUGCUCCCCUUGUCGAUACAACUGAAAUUGGUGGUAAAGCACAGCCCACCUCCAUAGCUUCAGGAGAAAAUGCUUCUAAUAAAGCAGAUAGGAGCUUUACUUUUGAUGUAAGUCCAUUGGUUGGUAAUGCUAAGGGAGAAGCUGACAAAUCAAUCACCAGUACUCAAGCCUGCCUUCCAACUGAGUUGAAGGCUGGGGAUAGACUACAUUUGACAUCUGCCAGCAAGCAAACUGAUACUAAGAUCAUGCAGGAAAUUUCUCAUGCAAGUCCUCUGGUACCUGAUAAAGGGACUCCAUCUGGGGGUGCCAAGAGUGAUCGCAAGGCAAGACGCGGCUCAGGGAAAUCAGGUAAAGAAAACCCUAGGAAGGGAAGCCAAUUGAAGGAAAUAAACUCAUCGAAGCAGUCGGAUAGAGGAAAUAAAUCUUCUGUUCAGUGUAGCCCCUCUGUGGCUGUGCAGAAAAUGCAAUUUGAAGCGGGAACUGUUGAACGCAAUAUUACAAAGUCCAGCGGGGCUGUUUCCUUUCCAACUUCAAAUUUACCUGAUUUGAACACUUCUUCUCCUGCAUCUGUAUUGUUCCAUCAGCCUUUCACAGAUCAACAACAAGUGCAACUGCGAGCUCAAAUUUUUGUUUAUGGGACUCUGAUACAAGGUACAGCACCAGACGAGGCUUGUAUGGUUUCAGCUUUUGGGACAUCUGAUGGAGGCCGAAGUCUUUGGGAACCUGCAUGGCGUGCUUGUGUUGAAAGGGUUCAUGGACAGAGAUCUCGCGGUGGAAACAAUGAAACUCCAUCUCAUCCACGUUCAGAAAUGAGAAAUGCAGGUCCCAGAACUCCAGAUCAAGCAAACAAGCAGGCUGUGCAUCAAAAUAAAGUUACUACUUCGGCAGCUGGACGAGCAAGCGGCAAGGCUACCAAUUCACCUGUUAUUAGUCCAAUGGUAUCACUUUCGUCCCCUCUUUGGAAUAUGCCUACUCCCUCCCGCGAUGGGCUAUCCUCCGCCAGAGGAGCUGUUGUUGAUUAUAAGGCACUUUCUUCUAUGCAUCCCUAUCAGACUCCACCAGCACAAACUUUUGUGGGGCACACUGCCUCUUGGCUACCACAAGCCCCUUUUCCUGGUCCGUGGGUUGCUUCUCCACAAAAUUCUGCAUUUGAUAUUAGUGCACAGCUUCCUGCAUUGCCUGUUACAGAGUCUGUGAAAUUAACCCCUGUAAAGGAGUCAUCCUUGUCCAUUUCUGCUGGUGCAAAGCAUGCACCGCCUGGUUCGGUGGCUCAUGCUGGGGAUAGUGGUAUCCUGUCUGGAGCUUCUCUGCAUGAAAACAAGCAGGCCUCAGUGUUGCCUGCCCAGUAUUCAGCUGAUCAGAAAUCUAGAAAGAGAAAAAAGGCAUCCAGUACUGAGGAUCGUGCUCAAAAAACCAAGCUUGGCACCUCUUCUGAAUCAGUUACUGCCCCUGUCGUUUGUACUCAGUUAUCAAAUAAGGCUCCUUCAUCUGAUGAGUUUGGCCAGUUAUCAUCAGUUGCUGUUGUACCGUUGGUUGCUCAUGGCCAGACAGGAGCUGCAUCUGUUCCCAUAAUUGGUGGCCAUUUUUCUACAUCAGUUGUCAUCGCACCACCUUCUAGCUCUGUACCUAAAAACACUUCUGAAAUACCGAUCACCUCAGGCCCAUCUUCCGCUGGUAUCUGUAAGAGAGAGCUCGAUUUAGGGAAAAAGACCAAAACUUCAAAUAACUUGAGCAAAGUUGAGGAAGCUAAGCUGCAGGCAGAGGAUGCUGCCACAAAUGCUGCUGCUGCAGUUAGUCACUGCCAAGAUGUGUGGAGCCAGUUAGAUAAUAACAAGAAUUCUGAUUUGCCGUCGGAUAUUGAGGUUAAGCUGACAUCUGCUGCCGUUGCUGUAGCAGCUGCUACUUCUGUUGCAAAGGCAGCCGCUGCAGCUGCUAAGCUUGCAUCAAAUGCUGCAUUGCAAGCUAAACUGAUGGCGGAUGAGGCAAUGAUGGCAUAUGAUGCGAAUAAUCCUUCUCAAACCAAUGCGGCCGCUUUCCCUAAUAUUGUGAACAACUUGGGGAGUGCCACUCCUGCUUCAGUACUGAAAGGUCAAGAUGUUGGCAAUGGUUCUAGUUCAAUUAUAUUUGCUGCUAGGGAGGCGUCGAGGAGAAGGAUAGAAGCAGCUUCAGCUGCAUCAAGGCAUGCUGAGAAUUUGGAUGCUAUAGUUAAGGCUGCGGAAUUGGCAGCUGAAGCUGUGUCACAUGCCGGGAAAGUUGUUACGUUGGCUGAUCCUUUGCCUCUGACUCAAUUAGUAGAAGCUGGUCCAGAUAGCUACUGGAAAGUUUCCCAAACACUCUCUGGGCAGGUUGUCAAGGCAAACAAGGUAAAUGAGGAUGAAUCGGCUAUCCCCAUCGUUGAAAAGGCUCCUGGCAUCUUUUCCAAGCGAUCUGAGGGUCCAUCUGUUGAAGAGAUGCAUCCCACGAUCCCUGAUUUCCAGCCUACUACUGUAUCUGGUAAUAUCGUUGAGGACGACAUGAGGAAUGAAGAAGUUAUUCAAACUCCCGUUACAGGUGUUGAGAAGGAUGUAAGAGGAGCAAAGGGUCAUAGUAAGCCAGAGGGGAGUAAGACGAUAGGCCUAGUUGCCGAGUCAUCCCAUGAUCUGGUGGAAGCAUGUGGAGACGUCGAAAGCUCUAGGAUGCAAGAGGGUUCCCUCGUGGAGGUUUUUAAAGAUAGUGAUGAUGGUAAGAGAGCCUGGUACUCUGCCAAAGUGUUGACCUUGAAGAACGGAAAAGCUCUUGUUUGUUACACCGACCAUCAGUCUGAUGAAGGACUUGAACAGUUAAAGGACUGGGUACCUCUAGAUGUUGGAAGUGAUGAACUACCAAGGAUACGUCCUGUGCAUCCAGUGACUGCUUUGCAAGGAGAGAAAAAGAGACGAAGAGCAGCUGUUAAGGAGUAUACUUGGUAUGUAGGAGAUAGAGUUGAUGCAUGGAUUGACUACCGCUGGCGCGAGGGUGUCAUUGCGGAGAAGAACAAAAGGGACGAGACUACAUUUAGUGUCAACUUUCCAGCUUAUGGAGAUACUGCAGUUGUCAGAGCAUGGCAUCUCCGACCAACUCUUGUAUGGAAGGAUGGAGAGUGGGUUGAGUUGUCUAGGUCAAGACAUGACUUCUUGUCCCAGAGUGAUACACCUAAGGAGAAGCGAAUGAAGCUGGGCAAUCAUGCUGGUGAGGAUACUGGAAAUGACGGUCUAUCAAAAAAAAUGGAUCCAUUGGUGCCAGUGACAAAUGAACCAGCAACACUGCUUCCUUUGUCUGUCAAUGAAAAAACAUUUAAUAUUGGGAUUAGCAAAGAUGACGAUAAGCCCAACACUCUUCGUACAAUGAGGUCUGGUUUGCAGAAAGAGGGAUCAAAAGUUUUUGGUGUUCCUAAACCAGGAAAGAAAAGGAAGUUUAUGGAAGUGAGCAAGCAUUAUGAUUCAGACAAGGGAUCUAAGAGUAACGUGCCACCUGGUUCAGCCAAGUUCACAAAAUAUUUGAUGCCUCAAGCAACAGGAACUGGUGGAUGGAAGAUCAAUUCUAGAACUGAUCUGAAGGAGAAACAGGCAAUUGAAGCUCGACGGAAACUUCCUAAACCAGGUAAGCCUCCUAGUUCAGCUAGAAAUUUGAAGGAUAAUAGUAUUACAUCCACUGGAGAUGCUAGCGGAGCUGACCACACGGUAGGUGAGGCAAUUGUGUAUGAUAAGCAUGAAGCAAAACAGCCUAAUGUGGUUAAUUUUGUGUCAAAUGCGGAAGAAGGGGCUGAAGAUCCCGUGAAAUUUCGUUCCGAAGCUCUUCCCACCAACAUACCAAAGAAAGCUUCAACAUCAUUAAACAGAGGGGAGGGCAUGAAGAAGAAAAUCCCCGUAUCCAAUUUGAAGUCGAGUAAAGUUGAACUAAAGGACAAAAUGAUACCUGAAACUAAUGAACCCCGCAGGUCAAACCGAAGGAUUCAACCAACAUCAAGGUUAUUGGAGGGACUACAAAGCUCGUUGAUCAUCUCUAAGUUACCAUCUGUUUCACAUGAUAAAAGUAGCAGAAGUCACAGCAGGGGUGCAUCAAGGUAAGUGGAAGUGGAGAAGUGCUUUCAAAUGUUUCUGCUCAGCCUGGAUUAUCUGUUUAGCUAUCAGAUGAUUAGGAUGUCCUAGUGUUUAAUGUUCUCCUGUACAUUUAAUUAUAGAGAUGAAAAUUGGGAAUGGAAGUUCUCACUUCCUGGCUGUAAAAUUUAGGCAGUAGAUGUUCAUAAUGAUUUAGGUCCUUUCCAGAAUUUGUGAAGGACUAUGCUAGCUGGAAUAGGUUGUAAAUGGGAUUGUUGGUGUCAGUGGUCAAAAAUUGCUAGAGUUACUUUGAGACGAUCGUAAUCUUCAAGUAUUUGCAGCCUUCUCGCCAAAAAAGUUUCGCUCUUUUAUGUCACCUUAAGACUAGUAUCCCAUAUUUUUUCCUACCUUGCAUUGUGAUUGGAAAUUUGUUUCAUUUUUUGCUCUUAUGUCAUUACUCAAAAAGAUGAAACGCGCAGUGUUGCUGCUCCAUUUACCAAAUCCAAAAGUAUGCAAAUGUAAGUUUCUUUGGCUGGCAA
Capsicum annuum is the source of this 7397-nucleotide messenger RNA. RefSeq lists its product as uncharacterized. The transcript is spliced from 15 exons. The record is from RefSeq and is a predicted model, not a curated record. NCBI's taxonomy places the organism in Eukaryota, Viridiplantae, Streptophyta, Magnoliopsida, Solanales, Solanaceae. The coding region runs from base 307 to 6888 and encodes 2193 amino acids.